CGGUGGGGGUGGGGGGUGGCCAGGCCCGCGCCCCUGCGGCCACCCUGGGGAUCCCAAAACUCCUCCCCUCUCUGCUCCUAUUGGCCUCGGGCGCCCCCGCCCCCAGCCGCUAGCCUAGGGGUGGCGAUGCGAGGGGGACUGACGCUCCGACUGGAUAAAUAGGCUCCCGCGCCCCGCGAGCGGCUAGGGGUGCAGAAGCCCCAGGAACCGGCCGCCACCGCUCUGCCUGCCGCCUGUCCUACCCAGACAGGGUAACGGGACCCUCGGGCGUCCAUCUCUGCCCCCGGCAUCCUGCACGAGUCUCGGGGCUCCCCCCCGCCAAACCCGCGCGCCCAGACAUGGAGCUGUGGUCGCCCCCGCUCCGCGACGUGGACCUGGCGGCCCCGGACGGCGCCCUCUGCAACUUUGCCGCAGCCGACGACGACUUCUACGACGACCCGUGUUUCGACUCCCCGGACCUGCGCUUCUUCGAAGACCUGGACCCGCGCCUGGUGCACGUGGACGCGCUGCACCCACACUUCCCCGCCGCCCUGCACCCCGGGCCGGGCGCGCGCGAGGACGAGCACGUGCGCGCCCCCAGCGGGCACCACCAGGCGGGCCGCUGUCUGCUGUGGGCGUGCAAGGCCUGCAAGCGCAAGACCAGCAGCGCAGACCGCCGCCGGGCCGCCACCAUGCGCGAGCGCCGCCGCCUCAGCAAAGUCAACGAGGCUUUCGAGGCGCUCAAGCGCUGCACGUCCAGCAACCCGAACCAGCGCCUGCCCAAGGUGGAGAUCCUGCGCAACGCCAUCCGCUACAUCGAGGGCCUGCAGGCGCUGCUGCGGGGCCCGGACGCCGCGGCCCCCGCCGCUGCCGCCGCCUUCUUCGCGCCCGGCCCGCUGCCACCCGGCCCGGCCCCCGAGCACGACAGCGGCGACUCCGACGCGUCCAGCCCGCGCUCCAGCUGCUCCGACGGCAUGACCGACUACAGCGGACCCCUGAGCGGUGCGCGCCGGCGGAACCGCUACGAUGGCGCCUACUACAGCGACGCGCCCAGCGAGCCCAGGCCUGGGAAGGGCGCGGUGGUGUCCAGUCUGGACUGCCUGUCUAGCAUCGUGCAGCGCAUCUCCACCGAGAGCCCCGUCGCGGCCACACCGCAGCUGGACCCUCCACCGGAGUCACUGUCUCCCGGGCCGCAGGAAGGGACCUCGCGGAACCAGGGCGACAGCCUCGCCGCCACCGCCUCCCCAGGCGCCGCCUCGCAGUGCCCAGCGGGCGAGAACCCCAACCCCACCUACCAGGUGCUCUAAGGAGGCGGGCAGCAGCCCCAAGGAUGGGCCCUUAGGAUCAGUCCCUGGCUCCCAGAAGAUGCCAACCCCCUUCCCCAAGCGUGCUUUUAAAGCGACACUGCGGGAGGUGGAGGAGGGGAGGCACUGGAGAACUCAGGUUGCCAGAGGGUGGGACACCCCCUUCCCCUCACUGCAGACCCAAGCUCCGCCUUGGACGCCUUGGUCACUCCCCCGGGCCGUGGCCCCUCACUCAGGACCCUUGGUGCCUUCACUCAGUCUAGGGUGUGACCCUCCCACCCCACCCCCCGGUUCAGGACCAUUUUUUUAUAUACUUUUUGUAAUCUAUUGCUGUAAAUAAGAGUUGCUUGGCCAGAGCAAGAGCCCCUAGGGCUGUAUUUAUCUCUGAGGCAUGGUGUGCGGUG
This is a messenger RNA of Erinaceus europaeus (western European hedgehog), 1687 nucleotides long. It is a transcript of the gene MYOD1, whose product is annotated as myogenic differentiation 1. The coding region runs from base 339 to 1286 and encodes 315 amino acids. Gene Ontology annotation, biological process: muscle organ development; positive regulation of myoblast differentiation; regulation of transcription by RNA polymerase II. The record is from RefSeq and is a predicted model, not a curated record. The transcript is spliced from 3 exons. NCBI's taxonomy places the organism in Eukaryota, Metazoa, Chordata, Mammalia, Eulipotyphla, Erinaceidae. Gene Ontology annotation, molecular function: DNA-binding transcription factor activity, RNA polymerase II-specific; RNA polymerase II cis-regulatory region sequence-specific DNA binding; protein dimerization activity.